This is a messenger RNA of Magnolia sinica, 1958 nucleotides long. Its product is annotated as transcription factor MYB62-like. The transcript has 3 exons. Lineage: Eukaryota; Viridiplantae; Streptophyta; Magnoliopsida; Magnoliales; Magnoliaceae. The coding region runs from base 48 to 932 and encodes 294 amino acids. Gene Ontology annotation, biological process: regulation of DNA-templated transcription. Gene Ontology annotation, molecular function: DNA-binding transcription factor activity; sequence-specific DNA binding. Gene Ontology annotation, cellular component: nucleus. The record is from RefSeq and is a predicted model, not a curated record.
UAUAGUGUUCUGAAAAGCUUCCCUUUUUAGGCUUUUGUGUAGUGCCCAUGUCUACUACUAUUACUAAGAGAGGGUGCAAAGAAGGAGAGGACAUUGAGCUAAGAAGAGGACCAUGGACAAUUGAAGAAGACAAUCUCCUCAUACACUACAUUGCAUGUCAUGGUGAAGGUCGUUGGAAUCUAUUAGCCAAAUGUGCAGGAUUGAAGAGAACUGGCAAGAGUUGUAGAUUGAGAUGGUUGAAUUACUUGAAACCUGAUGUGAAGCGUGGGAACCUUAGCCCCGAAGAACAGCUCUUGAUUCUUGAACUCCAUUCCAAGUGGGGGAACAGGUGGUCUAAGAUUGCACAACAUCUCCCUGGUAGAACAGACAAUGAAAUCAAGAACUUUUGGCGAACAAGGGUGCAAAAACAAGCACGCCAACUGAAGAUCGAUGCCAACAGCUCCAGGUUUCGGGACACAAUCCGCUGCUUCUGGAUGCCAAGAUUGCUUCAAAAGAUGGAAUCUGCUUCAUCCAUGGAAACCCUAAAUUCAUCUUCCACUCUACUCAACACAGUCCAUCAGGCAUCACCACCAGAAUCCCAAAGCACAAGUUACCAAGUUGCACUAAGCAAUGCCUGCAAUGAGGAAUCCUUCUCUGAGGAUUGCAGCCCAAGCAUCUCUUCAGAUUCCAUGAACAUUUACUCCCUCACUCAAAUUUCAGAAUUCCCAGCAAGUCCUCAUGACUUGGGCAAUCUUGACCACAACCUAUUUUCAAAGGGUUACUAUGUUGACAACAUCUAUGGCUUAGAGGCCUUAAACCCACCUUCCACAUCAGCAGCAGGCUUCAACUGUCCAAUCUAUGAUUGUUCAACGGCUGAGAUUGAUUGGGUUGGUGACAUGGGAGAUAGUCUAUGGACCAUGGAUGAGUGGUCGCAGUUCAGAAAGCUUAGGUAGGGGCAUCGAGAGGCUUGUUUGAUAAUGACCCAACAAGAAGUUAGUGGGAGUUUCAUGGAUUUUCUCCUUCUUCUUUUCUUUUUGUUUGUUUGUUUGUUUUUUUUUUUUUUUUUUAAGUAUGGCAAGGUUGGAUAAUGUUGGAAGAUCUCUACCAAGCCCAUACUCAUGUACACGCCACACAAGUGCCACCAUGGCAGGAUAGGUCCAAGAUCCAGUCCAUCCAUCAGAAAGACUCCACUAUAUUGAUGGGCCACAGUUUGCAAAACAAAUGUACGGUUCUGGAAAACUUGGCUGAAGUUUUCUAACUCACCCACCUAUUCAGUGGGCCAGAUUUGUUUUUCGGUAAACAUGUAAAAGAUCAGACCACCAUCAUGAAUGGAUUGGGUCUAACACUUAUGUGCCAUGAUGGCACAUGUGUGACGGGGUACAUGAGGUUUAUUGAACACGUGUAUGCUCUUAGCAAAGCUCAGGUUGGAGAUUGUAAGUUUUAAGUCGUGGAAAUCUUCCUUUGUUAUUGACUGCAUUUUCAAGAGAUUAAAAAGAUGGUGGGAUGAUGAAGAAAUUUCGGCCACUUGGAAUCUAAUGCUUCUUGACCCACUCUCUUGUGAGGACAUUCAUACAAAUUAUCCAAAGAGGGGCUAGACUAUUUAUGCCAUGUGGGGUGCUGACUCAUCCAUCAUACAUGUGGAAUCAUGCAAGUCGUUCUAGAUGGUAGAAAUCGUGGGCUCAUCAUAGAUGGAACAUCAUCAUCAUCUAAGCCGUGUCCCAAUUAAUUGAGUUAGAUGUAUAGAUCUUAUCAUAUUGUUCUGCUCUAUCAAAUUUUUUCUUACUAUCUCCACUUAUGUUCUUUUAAGCCUUCUGCAAUAUAAUCACAUCCAAAGUAUCACAUAUAGUAGAUGAUCCUAACCAUCUACCUAAAAGUCACAGGGAGAAAAUGGGAAGCUGUCAAAAUUCAACAUAUGGAUCCAACGGUUAAGAUUGACCAAUAUGGUCUGUCCAAGAUCAAACCCACCAUUUUGAUUAACC